AUGGUUGCUAUCUCCAAAUUAAUCAACAACGGUUUGCUCUUAGCUGGCCAAGCAGUCUACCAAGACUUGGCUACUCCAGAACAAUCUUCUGUUCAACAAUACAACAUCAUUCGUUUCCUCGGUGGUUCUGCUCCUUAUCUCCAACGUGAUGGUUUCGGUAUUUCUGUUGAUUUCCCAGAACAAUGUACCAUUGAACAAGUUCAAUUAUUAUCCCGUCACGGUGAAAGAUACCCAGCUAAAAGUGACGGUGCCAACUUUGAACCUAUCUACCAAAAGUUUGUUAACUACAACGGUACCUUUAGUGGUCAAUUAGAAUUCUUGAAUGACUAUGAAUACUUUGUCCCAAACAAGAACAAUUAUGAAAAGGAAACUUCCCCACUGAACUCUCAAGGUACUUUCUCCGGUACCUCUAAUGCCUUCAGACAUGGUGCUGCUUUCAGAGCUAAAUACAACUCCUUGUACAAGGAAAACUCCACUUUACAGGUCUUUUCAUCUAACUCUGGUAGAUGUUACCAAACUUCAAACUACUUUGCUCGUGGUUUCUUAGGUGAUGCUUACGAAGAAGAUGAAACUGUUAAGUACCACGUCAUUUCUGAAGAUGCCAGCUCUGGUGUCAACAGUUUGACUCCAAGAAACAGUUGUCCUAACUACAACAGUACUGCUAACACUGGUCUUGUCGCUAAAUAUAACACUAGUAGUUAUUUGCAACCAAUUGCUGACAGAUUAGUCAAGCCAAACCCAGGAUUAAACUUGACCGCCACUGAUGUCAGUUACUUGUUCUCAUGGUGUGCUUAUGAAAUCAAUGUUAGAGGUGCUUCUCCAUUCUGUGACUUAUUCACCAACGAAGAAUUCAUUAAGAACUCCUACCACACUGAUCUUAGCGAUUACUACUCUAUUGGUCCUGGUCACAACGACAGUAGAGUUAUUGGUUCUACUUUAGUUAACGCUACUUUAGCUCUUUUGAAAGACAAUGACAACGAAAACAAGAUUUGGUUAUCUUUCACCCAUGAUACUGAUUUAGAAUUCUACCACAGUGCCUUAGGUCUUGUUGAGCCAAAGGAUGAUUUACCAGUUGAUCACAUUCCAUUCCCUAACCCAUACGUUCACUCUUCUAUUGUUCCACAAGGUGCUAGAAUUGAAACUGAAAAGUUAAAGUGUGGUGAUGACUACUAUGUUAGAUUCAUUAUUAAUGACUCUGUUAUUCCAAUUCCAACUUGUGCUGAUGGUCCAGGUUUCUCUUGUAAGCUCGAAGAUUACGAAGAAUACAUUCAAAGCAGAAUUGGUAAUCUUGACUUUGUUGAACAAUGUAACAUGAACUCAUCUAACCCAGCUUCAGUAAGUUUUUACUGGGACUACAACACUGUUACCUAUGAUGCUCCAUUAGGGGAUUUCUAA
Spathaspora passalidarum NRRL Y-27907 is the source of this 1395-nucleotide messenger RNA. Its product is annotated as histidine phosphatase family protein. Gene Ontology annotation, cellular component: fungal-type cell wall. NCBI's taxonomy places the organism in Eukaryota, Fungi, Ascomycota, Pichiomycetes, Serinales, Debaryomycetaceae. The transcript has a single exon. Gene Ontology annotation, molecular function: acid phosphatase activity. The record is from RefSeq and is a predicted model, not a curated record. Bases 1 to 1395 code for a protein of 464 amino acids.